Messenger RNA from Apis florea (little honeybee), 4633 nucleotides. RefSeq names its product Synaptotagmin 4 (gene Syt4). Gene Ontology annotation, cellular component: exocytic vesicle; plasma membrane; synapse. Gene Ontology annotation, biological process: calcium ion-regulated exocytosis of neurotransmitter; vesicle fusion. Lineage: Eukaryota; Metazoa; Arthropoda; Insecta; Hymenoptera; Apidae. The record is from RefSeq and is a predicted model, not a curated record. Gene Ontology annotation, molecular function: calcium ion binding; calcium-dependent phospholipid binding; SNARE binding.
AAAGGCUGUUUCUAAAAACGCAGCCUGCUCAGCCUGAUCGAUAUCCCAUCGAUUCGACCGCCGGUUUCGCCUCUUUCUCGUCGAAGUGCAUCGUCACCUGCGCGAAAAACCUUCGCGUUAUCCGCACGAAGGUAAACCUUCUCUUUCGUCUAGCAACCACCGAAACGGCAUUAUCCCCGGCGUCGCCGUCUUGGUGUCGCGGUUGUCGUCUGUUCCAUACCCAUCGGCCCCCCUCCCCCGGUAUUCCGCGCAAGCUCCGGCCGUUAUUAUUGAUCGAAACAUUUCGUCCGAUGGUCGCCUCAGAAUACCACGAACGGUCCGCACACCGUAAAUAUUCGUUCAGUGCGUCGUGGCCGAGUGACUUACGCGGAUAAAAGCGUAUCCAAAUAGACGGGGGUAUAAACGUGGCCGAACAUGGUCGGAGGAGUGACGGAAGACGGACCUGUGAUUCGACCCGUCGAUUUCGUGUCGACGACGACCAUAGUCGCACUAUGUAUAGGCGCCGUUUUCCUACUUUGCGCCGUCGCGAUGACCUGGUGGCUUUGCCGACGACGUCGCGAGCACACCAAACUGAAUUCCGACAAGUCCCUGGCGUUCAGGCCGCCCCACAGGAAACCGACGGCGGUUAAAAGUCCUGGCAGCACCAGCCACUACUUGAAGAAGAGUCCAAGCCCAACGGGACCAGCGAAAAGUCCUCCAGGUUCCGGUGGGCAAACACCCAGCCCAACCGGGUCUCAAUCGUCCAAUCCUGGUUCACAACCUAGAACACCACAGGGCACAGGUACACCUGCCCAGACACCUUCUGGCGAGGUCACAUUGAGUAUCGAGAAUGAACAACGGGAUAAGGCUGAGAUCGAGAACAAUGAGAAAACGGAACGCGAGAAAAAUCACGGGACAGAGAAUAACAAAGACAACCUCGGCCAGCUGAUGUUCAAACUGCGAUACGUGAGCGAACAAAAUGCGCUCGGGGUGACGGUGGUGAAUUGCAAAGGGUUACCUGCGAGAGAACAAAAUGCCACUAGCGAUCCUUACGUGAAAUUGAAACUGUUGCCCGAUAAGCAGCAUCAGGCGAAAACCAGAGUGCUCAGAAACACCAGAGAUCCUGUCUACGACGAGGAUUUCACAUUCUUUGGGAUAUCGAAGGAUCAGCUUCAGAAAAUCAGUCUACACUUUAUAGUGCUUAGCUUCGAUAGAUAUUCUCGAGAUGAUAUUAUCGGUGAAUUGACAUGUGCACUUUCGUCGGUGCCCGGUUUGGAGGAGGCCGAUAAUCAAGCGAUAUCAUUGUGCCGAAAAAUAUGCCCUAGAAGUCUAAAGAUUCAAUCACAAGGCAGGGGAGAACUGCUCGUCUCCCUUUGUUGGCAACCAAUCAACAGCCGAUUGACGGUAGUUGUGCUGAAGGCGCAAAAUUUGCCCAAGAUGGACGUGACUGGGUUAGCGGAUCCAUAUGUCAAGAUCUAUCUUCUGUAUAACUCUCAGCGUAUCGCAAAGAGGAAGACACGCGUGAAGAAACGUACCCUUAGUCCGGUAUUCAACGAGUCUUUCGUAUUCGAUAUUCCGAAUGGUGCUGAUGGUCUUAACAAUGUCAGCCUCGAGUUUAUGUUGAUCGAUUGGGAUCGCGUUACAAGAAACGAGGUUAUUGGACGACUUGAGUUCGGUGGGCCAGAAUGUCAAGGAUCCGCUUUGAAUCAUUGGAGAGAAGUUUGUAGCUCGCCGCAGAGGCAGAUCGCUGAUUGGCACAAAUUAAGGGAGUAAAUAAAUCUCUCCCGACUCUAUCAAUUUUCCUGGAAUCCCAUCUCCAACUAUCCAAAAAGCCCCACGUCCUUCUCUUGUAAAACCACCAAUCCCCUUGAAACCCUACGAUGAAGUAGGGUAUCUGUUUUGUAAACCUAAUACUCGAUGUAUAUUAGGCUUGAAGCGAGUGGCGGCACGUCCACCCGCGAUCGAUGCAACUGCGGAUGCACCACGUGAAACAUCCAAUCGUUACGUGUCGGCAUGAAGCGAGUACGAAUAGUAACUUCUGAUCGCACGAUAAUUUUCGAAUACAACCAGGCGUCGAUUCGAUAACGAAACUGCACUUGCUUCUCUCGAUUUAGAUACCGAAGAAAUCGAUAUUAUCAACUGAUAUUUUUCGUAUUUUCCUCGAUUCGAAUUGUUUCUACAAAUAAUAAUUUUCAUUUAAUAAAAUUUUUCUUUUCUAUGAUUAAUAACAAUACAUUUUAUGUAGACACUUAUCAAUAUUCUGUUCUGAAAAUAAAUAAUAUCAAGAUUACAACAAUAAUAUCAAUGAAAUUAUAGAUCAAUAAUAAUUGACGACUUACAAUCGAAAAUUGAUUCUUCUAUGUUUCUAGCUCUCGAAAAAAGUAUAACAUUCACUCGAUUAAAGUUGCGAUAAGAAUUAAUAUCGCUCAUUCGUACAUUCAAAUGAUCGAUAUCGUUUUCAUUAUUGAUAUCGAUUAAUCGAAUUUUAAUCAAUUAUCGACCGUCGAUUGCAUCUUCAUUUAUCGCAGUAGCAAACGAUCGCGGGAGAAACGCAUACAAAAUGCUUUACGAUAAAUAUAGUUGUUAAGAUUUCCGACCAGAUGGCAAAGGGAGGAGGAAAAUGAAGCAGUUAAAUAUGAAGCAAUCGAACAUUUGCUGAUUGAUGAACAUCGCUGCACAGGGUCCUAUUAUCGAAAGAUUUGCAAAAAAAAUUACGUUAAAAAAAAAUUUUUAAAUCAGUGAUUCUCAAUUCAAAUUGCAGAUGAAACAUACAUUAAAAUAUUACUAUUGUUAUGUAAAGAAAACGUAAUAUAAUUUAAAAAAAAAAAAAAGUAAGCAUUUAUAAAUUGAAAUUCAUGGAACUUGGUAAAUUUUUUUUUCAAUAAGAAGAAAAAUUUUACAUGACCCUGUGAUCAUGAAAAUCGUCGGGAAGGUGAAUAUGAAUUAAUCGGUAACAGAGAAUAUCGAAAGUCACAUAACACACUCGCAACUAUGUUUAUUUCGCUUGUCGUCAAAAUACAAGAAUCCCUCCAAAGUAUUCAUCAAACAUAUUACAAUAAACGGGAACAAUCUUACAAUAUAAUUUUCUGUCAGACUUUCCUCUUAGCAGAAAGAAAAGAUUCAAGUACUUCAAUUAACUUUUAUUGUUAUUUUUCGAUAUUUAUAAAAUAAAAAUUAAAAAUUUUAGUAGGUAAUAACUUCAAAUAAUAAAUGAAUAAAGUAUAUUUUUUGGAGCGAUUCUUGUACAGAAAAUAUGCAAGCAUCACGAGACGUGGAGGUGAUGCUGAAAACAGUGUAAGCAUCAAUUAAACUUAAAAACAAUAUUACGAUUAUUCGUUCCUGUUUCAAAAUUCCUUGGCUCCACGUCAACUGACGAAUGAUAAUUUGAUUAUUAGAAAUAAGGAAAGUUACGAUUGCUAAACGCAAAAAUCAACGCCAGCUUUUCCGUUAAAAUGUCGAAAAUUUUCGAUAUUUCCUCUUUCGUCCCUCUCUCUCUCUUCUCAAAAUAAAAUUUUUAAAAAGCGUUCAAUAAAGUUCUCAUACUACUUGCUCCAGCAGAAAACGCUGUAUCAAGUAUAUAAUAUAUGUUUACAUAGGAGAGAAAACAUAGUAUAUAUUGCUAUAAAAACUUUAUAGUGCAUUAAAUUAUUCGUAUAUUUUAUAACACUGUUAUAUUCAAUUUUUGAUUUCUUCAAAUAAAUAAUUGAUUUUAUAUUCGUGAAAAAAGUGAAGUAUUUCUUUCUUCACGUUAUUUGUGGAACAGGGUCGAGAAAUUGUGACGUUGUUUUAAAGUGCCAAUGAAGUCGCCAUGUUUUGCGAUUGUAAAUAUGUAACUUACGUUUAAAUAGAAAAAAAGAAUGAUCGAAAUCUUUAUUUAAUUAAGAACUCAUCGUGGUUUCAAUUGCUAUUAAUGAAAAAAUUAGAAUGUACAACUAUAGUUUAUAAAAAAAAUUCCAUUUGCACAGAAUAUAACAAGAAACCGAUAUCAAUCUUGUAGUAAUCUUGUUGAAAAAUUUUUAAUAGUAGUUAAUUAUUAUUAUUAAAUAAUCAUAAAAAUAGCAAAAGUCAGCUUUCAACGAGUGAAAGUAUUAUUAACACUGCUUUACGCAAUCAAAUUACAAAUUAUUUUAAAAAAAAAACUUUGUUAUUUGACAAUGUAUUGAUGUACCUAUUGUUAUAGAUAGAAAAUUAUUUUUAUUCAAUUAAUAUUAUAUUUUUUACUUAUUUGACGAAUUUAAACAUAUGUAUAAGAAUAUAAUUAGGAAGAAUUCUAAUUACAAAUUAAUAGUUUUUAAAUUAAAAUUUCACUGAAAAAUAAAUUAAUGUAUGCGCACGAGGUAUUAAUCAUAAAUUUAAUUGUGUGAAAGAAAUUUCUGCUUACAGAUUCCGUUCGCGUAUACAACACUGAAGUGAGUAACGAAUAUCGAUUAAAUUAUUAUACAUUUUUUAAUUUAACGAAAAAAAAUAAAGUUAAUUUAAAUUUAAGAUAAUUUUUGACACAUAUUGAUUAUAUAUGGAAAUGUGAGCGCUUCAUAAUUAAAAUAACUUUAGAAUUCUUCAGCAUUACCAAUUAUUAUUAAUUUCGAAAUAUUUACUACGUUCAGGGCUUUUUUUCUGAUGAUAUGUUUCUACAUAUAUAACAUGAUAAAAAUUU